Messenger RNA from Anarrhichthys ocellatus (wolf-eel), 699 nucleotides. Its product is annotated as transcription factor HES-2-like. The transcript has 5 exons. Gene Ontology annotation, molecular function: protein dimerization activity. The record is from RefSeq and is a predicted model, not a curated record. NCBI's taxonomy places the organism in Eukaryota, Metazoa, Chordata, Actinopteri, Perciformes, Anarhichadidae. The coding region runs from base 1 to 699 and encodes 232 amino acids.
AUGGGGCGUGGGGUCGAUAGUUGGAGAUUGGGGGUGGGGUUGAAGGCUCGAUACUUCUCUGGCACAAAGACGACGCUGAAACUGUCUCCAAACAUGACCUGUGAAGCUCUCCAGUCUUUUUCUCCAAGGCUAACUGUGGCCAAAAGAAAAGAAGCUCUUGAGCUCAGAAAGACAAUGAAACCUUUAAUGGAAAAAAGAAGGCGCGCCCGUAUCAACGACAGCCUGAGCCAUUUGAAAAACCUCAUCCUUCCCCUCACAGGCAGAGAUAAGACUCGCUACUCCAAGCUGGAGAAAGCAGACAUCCUGGAGAUGACUGUGAGGUUCCUCAGCGACAUUCCCCCAGUUAACACACAAAAUUCCGCAGACAGUUACAAGGACGGCUUCAAAGCCUGCCUCCAGCGCGUCUCCACUAUGCUUCCCAAAACGAGUCUGGAUCAAGACGCGUGUCAGCGGGUGAACGAAUUCGUCCAGCAGUCCAUGUCCGCCGCAGUCACUCCAGCCUGCCUGAGCUGCUGCGCUCAGAGCUCCAGGACUCUUCCUCAGAUCCAACAGAGACUCCAGAGUCUCAAAUCCAGCUUCAGCUCCAGAAUGGAGAGCCAGUCCCGUAGCAGCAGCAGCAGCGGCGGCGGCGCAGUGGCUCCCAGCCGAGCGCAGUCAGCACCACAAGCUGUCAGCGCCGCCAUGUGGAGACCUUGGUAG